Molecule: messenger RNA, 2056 nt
Organism: Thermothelomyces thermophilus ATCC 42464
Lineage: Eukaryota; Fungi; Ascomycota; Sordariomycetes; Sordariales; Chaetomiaceae
Exons: 2
Coding region: 301-1788 (495 amino acids)
Molecular function (GO): oxidoreductase activity, acting on the aldehyde or oxo group of donors, NAD or NADP as acceptor
Source: RefSeq, a predicted model, not a curated record
CCCAGAAGCACAGAGGAAGAGAAGCCACUGCACCUAGGAAGGGAGGCAAACCCCACCCCACCCUCUGUGCAACCACUGCAUCAAGCAGCUACAGCGGAGGAGGGGCCAGAUAGGUAAUGAUAAAGGAAGUCGGAAGAUGAAGAUAAGAUGACGGCCCUCCCCCGAACUGUUUGCGCCCGGAAGCUGCCGAGCUACGGACUCUGGCAUGAACCGAGGAAAUCGACCAUUGUUGCUGUUUUUCUACGCAUUUUCUCAUCCGCGACAGCGCAGGCCGGACGAAGCAGAUAUAGCGAUUCAAAGAUGGAGAUCGAACUUGCAGCGCCGAAUGGCAGGAAGUGGACCCAGCCACUGGGCCUCUUCAUCAACAACGAGUUUGUCAAGAGCAGCAAUGAGCAGAAGAUCGCCUCCAUCAACCCCACAACGGAGGAGGAGAUAUGCUCCGUCUUUGCCGCCACGGCCGACGAUGUUGACAAGGCCGUGGCAGCCGCCCGCAAGGCCUUCAAAGAUCCCUCAUGGAGGUCCCUUUCCGGCACUGAGCGCGGGGCCCUCAUGGUGAAGCUGGCCGACCUGGUUGCGCAGCACGCCGAGACGCUGGCCACCAUCGAGUGUCUCGACAAUGGUAAACCCUACUCGGUCGCGCUCAAGGAGAACGUGCCGGAGGUGAUCAACGUCCUCAAGUAUUAUGCCGGGUACGCCGACAAGAACUUUGGUCAGGUCAUCGACGUUGGCCCGGCCAAGUUUGCCUACACCCUCAAGGAGCCCCUAGGCGUCUGCGGCCAGAUCAUCCCCUGGAAUUAUCCCCUCGACAUGGCGGCCUGGAAACUGGGACCCGCCCUCUGCUGCGGCAAUACGGUGGUGCUCAAGCUUGCCGAGCAGACCCCGCUCUCGAUGCUGUACGUGGCACGGCUUAUCAAGGAGGCCGGCUUUCCGCCGGGCGUGGUCAACAUUAUCAAUGGCCACGGCCGGGAGGCGGGCGCGGCGCUGGUGCAGCACCCUGGCGUGGACAAGAUCGCCUUCACCGGCAGCACUGCCACCGGCAAGGAGAUCAUGAAGAUGGCCUCGGCAACCAUGAAGAACAUCACCCUUGAGACAGGGGGCAAGUCGCCGCUCAUUGUGUUUGAGGACGCCGACCUCGAUCUAGCGGCGCAGUGGUCUCAUAUCGGCAUCAUGAGCAAUCAGGGCCAGAUCUGCACCGCCACGUCGCGCAUCCUGGUCCACGAGAAGGUGUACGACGAGUUCGUCGGGCGGUUCAAGGCCAAGGUCGAGGAGAUCUCGGUGGUGGGCGACCCGUUUGAGGAGACCACGUUCCAGGGGCCGCAGGUGACAAGGGCUCAGUAUGAUAGAGUGCUUUCGUACAUCAAGUCGGGCCAGGAAGAAGGCGCAACGAUUGUCCUGGGUGGCGAACCGCUGCCACAGAAAGGCAAGGGCUUCUUCAUCGCGCCAACCGUCUUCACCAACGUGAGGCCCGAAAUGAAGAUCUUCCGCGAGGAGAUCUUUGGCCCUUGCGUGGCUAUCGUCAAGUUCGAUACGGAGGAAGAAGCCAUUCAGCUGUCCAACGACACGACGUACGGCCUCGGGGCAGCGCUCUUCACCAAAGACUUGGUGCGGGCGCACCGGGUUGCCAGGGAGAUCGAGGCGGGCAUGGUCUGGAUCAACAGCAGCAACGAUUCCGAUUUCAGGAUCCCGUUCGGAGGCGUCAAGCAGUCGGGAAUCGGCAGGGAGCUGGGCGAGGCCGGGUUGGCACCGUACUGCAAUAUCAAGGCGGUUCAUGUGAACAUGGCGGCGUGACGGCCCCGGCUGUGCCUCAACACGGAGAAUUGUUUACGAGAAAUUCGCACCUCACUUUGUAAAAAAAUCUGCUCUAGCUCUGAAGAUAACGUUAGUCCGAGACUGCCUCUCCUUUAACCACGCGACGGAAGGUUUUGUACUUUUAUGGAAUACUCUUAUACUUGGUAUACAUGUAUGUACUGUACAUACUGACUGUACGGAGUACAAAAGGAGGUGCCAAGAAAACGACGUCAUCCUUGCUAGCUUUUCUUGCCGCUUUACGGAUUCC